UAUGGCUCUGCCCCCGCCACACAUUUUGUGAAACGAAAAAAACUGAUAGCCAAACUAACUAAAUUUAAAAUUAAAAAGAACAAUAGAAUUAGAAGAAACAAAUAAAAUAAAAUAAAAAAGUUGGAUGUUUGGAGGUUCCAGAUUCGCCGUUACGAGGAAACGAAGGUCAGACAGAGAAGCCAAAUAGUUUCUCCCUCCUCCUCCAACCAUUUUUGUCAAAUCUCUUCAUCUUCUCUAUUUAUAACCUAAUUUUUUCCAUUUCGGACAACAACAUAAACUCACUAAUCAUUUACAAACAUAAACUUGAGCAGGAACCGAAGAAAAGGACCCUUCUACACCUUUUCUUCUUCCUCUCUUUCCUUUCCCACCACCACCAAACGUUAAUUCAAGAUUCUCCCUUUAAUUUCUAGUCUUAUAUUGUAACGAUGGGAACCGAAGUCAUCAGGCCUCAGAACUGUCUGGUUAACCGGAUGAGAGAUUCUCCGGCGACCAUUUUUCACCAUCCCCGGAGAAACCAUCCUCACCGGAAGCCGCCUCUACGACCUGACCAAAGGAGACGGUUCGGCUCCGUCGACUUCAGAACGACGGCCAAGGACAUCGUCAGGAGAAGAGGAGAGUCUUUUGAUUCGUUUUCGAACAUCAAGAACCGGAGAUCUAAUGGACAUGAAGUAGUGUCUCCCGACGAUAUCUACGCGGGGUCUUCCAUUUUCGUUGUUUCUCCGGCGCCGAGUUCGCUCCCUCUGCCGUCGUUCUCGAGGAGGGAUGCGGACAGCCAUGUCGUUGUUGUUUCCGUUGAUGAUUCGGCGUCUCAGGAUCUCCGGCGACUUCUCCGGCUUGAGUUUUGAGUUAACGCGGGAAAAUUAAUGGGAUCGUCAGCUAUGUAACGGUUCUCAUAUGUAUUUAAAUCUGGGAAUCGUCUCCGUUAUUGUUUUUACCAAUCUGUCCUUCCUUCGAAAAAUUUGUUUUAGAAAUGGGUGGGGUCUGAAAGAUCGUAUAGAAAAGUACAGGGUCAGAUUUAGAAACAAAUGUUAAAAUAUUAGCUGACUUUUCAGUUU
This is a messenger RNA of Raphanus sativus (radish), 1055 nucleotides long. RefSeq lists its product as uncharacterized. The record is from RefSeq and is a predicted model, not a curated record. The transcript has a single exon. Lineage: Eukaryota; Viridiplantae; Streptophyta; Magnoliopsida; Brassicales; Brassicaceae. The coding region runs from base 426 to 845 and encodes 139 amino acids.